AUGUCUGGACUCGUGCACAAGGUGAAGGACGCCAUUAGUGGCCAUCACCACGAUUCCACCCACACCUCCGAUACCACUGGUACACACCACGGCACUCACCACACCACUACGGAUACCACUACCACCAACCAUGGCCCUCACAGCUCCAAGCUCGCCAAUAAGCUCGAUCCCCGUGUCGACAGCGACCGUGACCACCGCUCUGGUUCUAACGCCACGAUAACUCGGGGCCCAGAGGGCGAAAAGGUCGCUCACACCAGCACCCACGGUCCUCGCCCGAUCGAGCCUGGCCAUGGCCACUCUGCAGCUACUGGCACUACCGGCACUACCAGCACCACCCACGGCCCGCACAAGUCCAACAUUGCGAACAAGCUUGAUCCUCGCGUUGACUCAGAUGCGGACAACCGCGCCCGGCAUGAAGCUAUCGGUGGAACCUAUGGCCCUCACAGCUCCAACGUCGCCAACAAGGUUGAUCCCCGCGUUGAUAGCGACAGAGAUAACCGUGCUGCCCACACUGGUGCUGGAGCCACCUCCGGCGCCUAUGCCAGCGGUGCCCGCAACACCUACGGUACUUCGACUUCUACCAACGCCGGACCUCACAACUCGAACAUGAUGAACAAGGUCGACCCCCGUAUCGACUCUGACAUGGACAACCGUGCUCGCCAUGAGACCAUGGGUGGUGCCUAUGGCCCUCACAGCUCUGACGUCGCCAACAAGAUUGACCCCCGGGUUGACAGUGACAUGGACAACCGCGGUGCUUACGGUACCACCGCUACCCACGGCGCCGGUGCCGGGAACACCUUCGGCACCCACACCAGCUCGAACGCCGGCCCCCAUAACUCGAACAUGAUGAACAAGGUCGACCCUCGCGUCGAUUCCGACAUGGACAACCGUGCCCGUCAUCAGGCCAUGGGAGGUGCUCAAGGUCCUCAUUCUUCCAACCUCGCCAACAAGCUGGAUCCCCGUGUUGACUCUGAUAUGGACAACCGCGGCACUACCCACGGAACCACUGGUUCCUACGGCACUGGUCACGCCUACGGUUCCGGCGCUGGUAUGAACACUGGCAUGGGUACCGGCAUGGGUACUGGCAUGGGCACUCACACCAGCACAAAUGCCGGUCCUCACAACUCCAACCUGAUGAACAAGGUGGACCCCCGCGUCGAUUCUGACAGAGACAACCGCGCACGCCAUGAGGCUCUCGCUUCCAGCAGCUACCACGCCCCUGGCACUACCACUCACACCGCGGGACCCCACAACUCCAACCUGAUGAACAAGGUGGACCCCCGCGUCGAUUCCGACUUGGACAACCGUGGUACCCUGGGCACCCAGCGUGGUUACUAA
Molecule: messenger RNA, 1338 nt
Organism: Aspergillus udagawae
Lineage: Eukaryota; Fungi; Ascomycota; Eurotiomycetes; Eurotiales; Aspergillaceae
Gene: dprB
Product: protein dprB
Exons: 3
Coding region: 1-1338 (445 amino acids)
Source: RefSeq, a predicted model, not a curated record